AUGGACAACUUCGAUGUCACAGACAUGAGCAAUGCGCUCGAAGAAGUGACGGCUGACCAGACCAACAAGAAUGCCGAAGCUGUCAAUCUCGCUCGUGAGAAGGGAUGGGCGCCUCCGGAGCAGUACAACUACGCCAAGUACAACACUGGCCCCUCCGAGAAGCCAGAGGAGUUUGCCGACCCUGAGCAGAGUGGACUUCCUGAGUGGGCUGCCAAUGCUGCAAAGUAUGAGUGGAGUGAUGAGUUCGGUGACGUUGGCCCUGCCAAUCCUGAGCUUGAGGAGAUGUUGUUCCGUAACGAGUUCAUCAACCGUACUGGCCUCAAGAUUGCAAAUUUGCAGAAGAUUGAUGUUGUCGCUGAAAGUAGAGAACGCCCUAGCCCCGUCAGAAACUUUGAUGAUGCUGGCCUUCACCCCUUCAUGCGUGAAAACAUUCGUCUGUGUGGCUAUGAGAUCCCUACUCCAAUCCAGGCCUAUUCGAUUCCCGCUGUCCUCACGGGUCAUGAUCUCAUCGCGAUCGCGCAAACUGGUUCCGGCAAAACAGCUGCCUUUUUGAUCCCAGCCCUUUCCCAGUUGAUGGGAAAGGCCAAAAAAUUGGCAGCCCCUCGUCCAAACUUGGCUAAUGGCUUUAAUCCGUCCGUCGAUGCAGUUCGUGCCGAGCCUCUCGUCUUGAUCGUUGCUCCUACCAGAGAACUUUCCACCCAAAUCUUUGACGAAGCCCGUCGUCUGUGUUACCGCUCGAUGUUGCGCCCUUGUGUUGUCUAUGGUGGUGCUCCGAGCCGUGAACAACGUGAAGAGCUUCAGAAGGGGUGCGAUAUACUUAUCGGCACCCCGGGACGACUGCUUGACUUUAUGGACAAACCUCAUGUCUUGUCUUUAAGCCGCGUCAAGUAUACCAUAAUUGACGAAGCCGAUGAGCUCCUUCUCUCCGACUGGGAAUCCGAUUUCACCAAGAUCAUGUCGGUAGAAGAUGUGAAUGAAGAUGCUGAUCAUCGUUAUAUGAUGUUCUCGGCUACUUUCAACAAAGAUUGUCGUCGCCUGGCCCGCAAGUUCCUUGCCGAAGACCAUGUCCGUAUUCGCAUUGGCCGUCCCGGCAGCACUCAUGUCAACGUGGAUCAGAACAUCAUUUUUGCAGAAGAUCACUUGAAGAAGCAGUGUCUCUACGACUUGCUGUUGGCCAUGCCGCCUUCUCGUACUUUGAUCUUCGUCAACACCAAGACCCAGGCAGAUUUCUUGGAUGAUUUUCUGUACAAUAUGGGACUCCCCAGCACUUCCAUCCACUCUGACCGUACUCAGCGUGAACGUGAAGAUGCACUGCGUGCCUUUCGCACUGCUAGAUGCCCUAUCCUGGUGGCCACUGGCGUUUCUGCUCGCGGCCUGGAUAUCAAGAACGUCAUGCACGUUAUCAACUUUGACCUUCCAAGUGUCAUGCAUGGUGGUAUUACUGAAUACAUCCAUCGUAUCGGGCGUACCGCACGCAUUGGAAACGAAGGACUCGCAACCUCAUUCUACAACGACAGGAAUGCUGAGCUUGCCCCUGAUCUCGUCAAGAUCCUGAUCGAAAGCGCCCAAAAGAUUCCAGACUUUUUGGAGUCCUAUAAGCCUGCCGAUGACGUGGUCAAAUUUGACGAUGACACAGACGAUGAGGGUGCUGAGAAUGAAACUGUAAAUGACAACAAUGACACUGGAACGGUCUGGGCCGGCAUCCCUAUGGAGUCUUCCGAUGAGCCCGCCCCUGCUGGCGACGGCUGGGAGUAA
Messenger RNA from Aspergillus clavatus NRRL 1, 1755 nucleotides. RefSeq names its product DEAD/DEAH box helicase. Bases 1 to 1755 code for a protein of 584 amino acids. The transcript has 9 exons. The record is from RefSeq and is a predicted model, not a curated record. Gene Ontology annotation, cellular component: nucleus. Gene Ontology annotation, molecular function: RNA helicase activity; ATP binding; RNA binding. NCBI's taxonomy places the organism in Eukaryota, Fungi, Ascomycota, Eurotiomycetes, Eurotiales, Aspergillaceae.